AUGGAGCGAGCAGCAGCCUCAGUCCCCAGGCCAGGGGCCCCAUCUCAGGCCAUUAAGAAUGUUCUACCACUGACUGAGGAUUCGCUGCCAGGAGUCCCCAGGGACGCCCCAGCCUGGGUCACCAGUCUUAAGACAGAGCUUCCCUCAGAUCUAGAACUGAGUGAGGAGCAACGGCUGCAAAUCUCCAAGGAGCUGGUCGACCUGCAGAUCACAACCCAUCGUCUGCGGGAGCAGCAUGAGACUGAAAUCUUUGAGCUGAAGAGUGAGGUCCUGCGGCUGGAGAACCGGGUGCUGGAGCUGGAGCUGCAUGGAGAUCAUGCAGCCCCAGCAAAGACUGAUCCAGGGCACCUCCAGGCAUUUGCACAGGAGCUUGAGCAAAAGGCCAGGGGUCAGGAACACUGCAACCAUCACAUUCUUCAGGCACAGCCCAAGGACUUCCAGACUCCCGAGAACGAACUGCAGAAGCUGGGAAAUGGCGGGGAAGUGAAGCAGAUGCUGGAGCAGCACAGGGCCCGCCAGCAAGCACUGGAGAUGCGCGUGGCGGCCCUGGGCCAGCAGCUGCAGGGAGCCCAAGAGGAGGCCAGGACAGCUGGGCAGCGACUGGCUGCACAAGCUGUGGUGUUGUCCACCUGCCAGGGCCAGCUCCGCCAGGCUGAGGCUGAGAAUGCCAGGUUGCAGUUGCAACUCAAGAAGAUGAAUGAGGAGUACACCAUUCGGUUGCAGCGCUACUCCCGAGCCCUGGUGGAAUACGCAGAUGGCACAAGCCAGGCACCUACAGCCGUAGCCCUCCGGACAUUCCUGGAGACCACUCUGGAGGACAUCCGAGCAGCACACCACAGCCGUGAGCAACAGCUGGCCCGAGCUGCUCGCGUCUACCGUAAGCACCUGGCAGACCUGAGGCGAAGACAUGAGGAACUGUUAGGUGCCCUCAGUGUGCAGCAGGUGCUGGCGGAGCCCAAAGGAACACCUGGGAAACCCAAGGCCACCUCUGAUGAAGUCACCUCAAACCUGGAGCCACUGCCUCUGCGCCUGGUCACAGAACUUGGCCACCUUCGGGAGGACCAGGCAAGGCUGGAGACACAGCUCCAGAAGCUCCACGUCCAGAAGAGGCCUGACGCAGCCUCCCAGGGGAGCACAUCAGAGCCACAAAACCUGGAAGCUGAAUCCUGGGCCCAGAUCCACCAGAAACUCCGGGACUUCUAUCAUGGCACCCAGGCAAAGCUGGAACGCGAGCGGGCACAGCUGCUAGUCAGAGCCACGAUGGCUGAGGCACAACUUUCUGAGCUUCAGGAGUAUGUGGACCAGCACUUAGGCAGGUACAAGCAGGAGAUCCUGAGGCUGAGGAAGCUGGUGGGUCCAGGAGACCCACAGAAAGUGAGGGCCGUACCUCCAACCAAGCCUCAGCGCCCAAGGACCCGCAGCCGCUAA
This is a messenger RNA of Eptesicus fuscus (big brown bat), 1428 nucleotides long. RefSeq names its product coiled-coil domain containing 78 (gene CCDC78). The record is from RefSeq and is a predicted model, not a curated record. Gene Ontology annotation, cellular component: cytoplasm. The coding region runs from base 1 to 1428 and encodes 475 amino acids. The transcript has 14 exons. NCBI's taxonomy places the organism in Eukaryota, Metazoa, Chordata, Mammalia, Chiroptera, Vespertilionidae.